Silurus meridionalis is the source of this 3403-nucleotide messenger RNA. RefSeq names its product probable vesicular acetylcholine transporter-B. Bases 990 to 2525 code for a protein of 511 amino acids. Gene Ontology annotation, biological process: chemical synaptic transmission; xenobiotic transport; transmembrane transport. Lineage: Eukaryota; Metazoa; Chordata; Actinopteri; Siluriformes; Siluridae. Gene Ontology annotation, cellular component: membrane; AP-2 adaptor complex; terminal bouton. The record is from RefSeq and is a predicted model, not a curated record. Gene Ontology annotation, molecular function: acetylcholine transmembrane transporter activity; xenobiotic transmembrane transporter activity. The transcript has a single exon.
AUUAUUAUUAUUAUUAUUAUUAUUAUUAUUAAAUCAUUUCUUGUUUAUUUUUAUUAUUUUACCUUCAUAUUAUUUUCUGUUUCUUCUGCAUAAUACACUUUGCUUAUAUAGAAUGUCCUGUGUGGUGUUUAAAGCUUAUAUUUGAAUUUAUAUUUAAUUGUUUAUUUACAUGUGUAUAUUUUUAUUUAAUUUCAAGACAAUUGGGGUUUAAACUAUUUCACACUCACAGCUUUCUGAUUUGUGCGUUUACUUUGUUAGUCUAUUUGUCUCUCUAUACAUCACACACACACACACACACACGCACACACACACACACACACACACACGUACCCAUUGCGAAGGAUGUGAUGCUCGAGAGCUCGAGUACUUCUGUUUCCACUUCUGAUUGGUCAAUGCGAAUCCAUUUAUAGAUCAGAGACAGACACAGAGAGAAAGAGAGAGAGAGAGAGAGAGAGAGAGAGAGAGAGAGAGAGAGAGAGAGAGAAAGAGAGAGAGAUGAGGACAAAAUAAACCCUGAAAUCCAUGUGAACUCACAGCUGUCAGUUCAUUCGCUUUUCGCUUUAAUUGCAGCGCGGCGGUUUGUGGAUCCUGAUAGAAGCAUCUUCUGAAAAAGAAAGAAAGAGAGAGACAAGAGAAAAAAGAAAGUAAGAAAGUGACGAAGAGAAACAAGAAAGGAAGCGCAGAGAGAGAGAGAGAGAGAGAGAGAGAGAUAGAAUCAAAGCCAACGCCCGGAGACGCAUCCAGAGUGGAGAAGAUGGAAAGUUGGUGAGCUGAGGGACUCAGAGACCCGGAGGUGGUUUUUGGUGUGCUGAAGGACUCAGAGACCCGGAGGUGGUCUUGGUGUGCUGAAGGACUCAGAGACCCGGAGGUGGUCUUGGUGAGCUGAAGGACUCGGAGUUGGGAAACCUCGCGCUUCGGGGGAGGAAAGAUAAAACAGAUCAGUAGAAAAAAAGCAGUAGGAGAUAUAUAUUUUCCCUUUACUCUGAAGCAUGGAGGAGUCUGGAGGUUCUCUCGGGAUGGCCAGAUCAGCUGCGCAGAAACUUUCGGAGAGGACGAAGCAGUUCGGCGGGGCAGUGCACGACCCCGAGCGGCAGAGGAGAAUCAUCUUAGUGAGCGUGUGCGUGGCGCUGCUUUUAGACAACAUGCUGUACAUGGUGAUCGUUCCAAUCAUCCCAGACUACCUGGCCGACCUGGAGAGCGAGAACGAAGCGCACAGUAACAACUCCACCGCCAGCACCAAGGAGAACCUGGAUAUGAAGAUAGGAGUGCUGUUCGCCUCCAAAGCCAUCGUCCAGCUGCUUGUGAACCCUUUAUCGGGGACGUUUAUUGACCGGGUGGGUUAUGACAUCCCACUCCUGAUCGGACUGACGAUCAUGUUCUUGUCCACCAGCGUGUUCGCGUUUGCUGAGAACUACGCCACCUUGUUCAUGGCACGCAGUCUGCAGGGUCUCGGCUCCGCGUUUGCAGACACUUCGGGCAUCGCCAUGAUCGCCGACAGGUACACGGAGGAGGCGGAGCGCAGACGCGCGCUCGGUAUCGCCCUGGCGUUCAUAUCGUUUGGGAGUCUCGUGGCGCCCCCGUUCGGCGGCGUGCUGUACGAGUUUGCCGGUAAGCGCGUACCGUUUGUGGUUUUGGCGUGCGUCUGCUUGGCUGAUGGUUUACUGCUGCUGACUGUGAUCAAGCCCUUUUCAGACCGCUCACGUGAGAACAUGCCCAUCGGGACACCAAUUCAAAGGCUCAUGGUGGACCCGUAUAUCGCCGUGGUAGCCGGAGCGCUUACGGUGUGCAACAUACCUUUGGCCUUUCUCGAGCCAACUGUGGCCAACUGGAUGGAGACCACAAUGCACUCCACCAAGUGGGAAAUGGGCCUGACAUGGCUGCCCUCCUUCUUCCCACAUAUUUUCGGCGUGUACAUGACGGUCAAACUGGCAGCCAAGUACCCGCACCUGCAGUGGUUCUACGGUGCUCUGGGCAUGGUGAUCAUCGGUGCCAGCUCAUGCACCGUACCAGCCUGCAAGAACUUCGGACAGCUCAUGGUGCCUCUAUGUGGCAUCUGCUUCGGGAUUGCGCUGGUCGACACAGCACUGUUGCCCACGCUGGCUUUUCUCGUCGACGUCCGUCACGUGUCUGUGUACGGCAGUGUCUACGCCAUCGCAGAUAUCUCAUACUCCGUGGCCUACGCCAUGGGGCCCAUAGUGGCCGGACAGAUCGUCCAUAACUUGGGAUUUGUCCAGCUCAACUUGGGCAUGGGCCUCGUCAACAUGCUGUACGCUCCCACUCUGCUUGUGCUGCGACAUGUCUGCCAGAUGAAGCCGUCCCACUCAGAGAGGAACGUACUGCUGGAGGAGGGUCCCACAGGACUCUACGACACCAUCAAGAUGGAGGAACGCAAUUUGAAAAGGAAAGGAAUGAGUACCACCACAAACACCAAUAGCCUCAGCACAACCAACGCUCUGCCCAUCAAGGAUGGCUUCGGCUCGAGGUCAUUCUCAGAGGAGGACUCAUCAGGACCAGAGUAUACUUAAAAUUACACUCAGAUAUAAAGGUGCUGGAAAAGGUUCUUUGCCAAACACUUUAAACACAUGUUCAUUGAUGUAAGUUUCUAAAAGAAAUGUACAUUUGUUUGUUAACGGUUACUGGAGGGAGAAGGAACGUGUGGAAGAACCAUUUAGAUGAAUUUCAAAGAAAUUCAAAGAAAAAAUACCUCAUUUAUUUAUAUAUCCACGAGUUAUUGCUGCCAACAGGUUCUUCAGGGGUUCUAGACAGGUUCUUUUAGAGACAGGACACAGGAGCUUUCUCAGAGGGUCAAACAUUUGACAUUUUAUAGCAGCUCUUUAUAGAACCACAAAAAUAUUUAACCAACUAUCUACAGUUUUCAUGGGAAAAACUCCUAUUCAUUCUGGGAACCUUCUUAUUCCAAAGCAUAGUGUGAUUUAAUUCUAACAUAAACACUCUCCUAAAGACAACAAUCUUCUCAUGUUCUGUGAAAAAAAUCAUUGUAGUGUCACACAAAACUUUAAUUUCCACACUGCUGCUUGUACUGUGAAGUUCUCAUGAAAAAGUUGAUCAUAGUCAUGAAAUAAAGUCGCAAUGCAGAACAUCAGCGUAAACAUACAGAAAUGACAUGUAGAGAAAAUUCCACCACGUAUAUUUCAAUACUAAAAAAACAAUAGCUUAUUUUAAAGUAAAAUAAUCAGAGUGAUUUUAUUUGUUGUAAAAAAAUGUACGAACAUCAACCUGUUUCCUGCAGUCUAAAGAAUAUCUUUUAAACACUGAACUAUUCUAUAACAUGUAUAUAUUUGUAAAUGGGUGUAAAUGGUCAGUGUGUGAAUAUGUGGAUAUUAAAUAUUAAAUCUAUAAGACUGAAAUGUUGAAAAAGAAAUAAACUUGUAAUGUCAGAAUG